GUACUUAAGAUCCUUGUUAUGGCCUUAGUGUGGACGUAAGUUUUUGUUUUUGGUUUUUUGGUUGUUUUCUUUUUGUUUUUGUUUUUUGAGCACUUACACCAAGGUGUGAUUUAUCAUUUAAGGAUAUUUAGAGGCUUAAAGGGGUAAAAGUACCCACUACUUCACAAGAACAACAACUUCCAUUUUGUGUGUAUGUGUGUUUAACAGAAGUAUAGUACUCUAGUUUGGGAGCCACUGCUCUAAACUAAGUGGUGCAGAGGUUUGUUCUGACACAAGACAAAACGAACGGAGUCAUUUUUACCUAUGAAUGCACAAUACAACACUGGUUUAACUGCAACUUUCACACCCGUCGGACUCUUCCACUUUCCUGUACGUCAUGACGCACUGCGCUCUGAUUGGUUGCUUUCUUCGUGGCCUGGCAACCAGAAGAGGCUUUACCAAACAGAUAUAUCCCUCACCAGCAAGCAUCCAAGCUAGCUACAAUCGCUAGCUACUUCUGUUUUGUGGAGUCAUUUAAUCGUCCAAAUAUCAUCAUGUCUUCAAGGACUCUGCCGCUGCUCUUCAUAAAUCUCGGUGGGGAGAUGCUGUACAUCCUGGACCAGCGGCUCCGAGCUCAGAAUAUCCCUGCUGACAAAGCUAAGAAAGUUUCCACAAUAGCUGGCUGGAUAGAGGAGGACAGACGGAGAGUUAUGAAUGACAUUAUCACCACCAUGUUCAACAAAAAGUUCCUGGAGGAGCUUUUCAAGCCACAGGAGCUUUACUCCAAGAAGGCCCUGCGGACUGUGUUCGACAGGCUGGCCCAUGCAUCCAUAAUGAGACUCAAUCAAGCUAGCAUGGACAAGCUCUAUGACUUGAUGACCAUGGCUUUUAAGUACCAGGUGCUUCUGUGUCCCCGACCGAAGGACAUCCUCCUAGUGUCCUUCAACCACAUGGAUGCAAUCAAAGACUUUGUGAAAGACACUCCCACCAUUCUCAGCCAGGUUGAUGAGACUUACCGACAGCUCAUAGAGAUGUACACACCCUUAUCUAGUGGUGAAUUCCAGCUGAUUAGACAAACUCUUCUAAUCUUCUUCCAAGACAUGCAUAUAAGGGUGUCUAUUUUCCUUAAGGACAAAGUGCAAAACUCCAAUGGCCGCUUUGUGCUUCCCACCAGUGGUCCUGUGCCUCAUGGAACACAAAUCCCUGGCUUGAUAAGGAUGUUUAGCUGUACCGGUGAAGAAGUGAACAGACUGCAGUAUAAUAAUGGAGGAAACUACACCGCUGCCAUCCGGGAAGGAUCUUUUGAGAUUUUUGGAGACAGGGUCACCAAACUAGGCACAAACAUGUACAGUGUAAGCCGUCCAGUGGAAACCCACAUGUCAGGAACAUCUAAAAAUUCUGCUCAGCACACUAAGGUCAAUGCUGCUCCCAACCCUCUGGCCAAAGAGGAGCUGAAUCUAUUGGCCAAGUUAAUGGGAGGGUUAGAAGUUCAUAAACCUGGAAACGCAGACAGUGGUUUCCGAGUCAACCUCUUUGCCACUGAUGAGGAAGAAGAAGAGGCAUUAAUAUCAAGACCAGAUGAGCUUUCAUAUGGAGUCAUAAAGAUCCAAGCAACAAAGGACCAACAGGCCAAUGCUGAGCUGGCUAAGAUCAUGGGAGAGUUCACAGAGUCUGGAGAUCAAUCUCCCAGCGCCAGCAGCAAAGGAGACGACCUUCUGGCCAUGAUGGACGGUCUGUGACAUGUCACUAGUGCCCAAGUGGUGGGGCACAAUGCAUCGCCAGCAGUCUGUUCCACUGUAGACUAGUCUGCUGUCUGUACCUGCAAAAACACUGCAGCAACUUCACAUGCAGCCAGAAAUCCUUGUUUGGGUGCUUUUAAAAUGCAGAUGCAAGCAGGUAUUGCCACUGGUUGUCAAAUGACCUACUGCAAAUUUGCGUAGUUAAUAACAAAGAAUGUGUCAUGAGCCAGGCUUUAAGCUGUAAUACACUGUAAUAGUAUGUUUGCUGUAAACUGAGAAGAGUUUCAGUGCAUCGAGAUAUACAGUAGGCCUAUAUCAGUGUGUUGAACAUGUUUAUUUGGUAAUAGCAAAACACCUGUUUGUAUAAUGUCCAGAUGUUGCAUUUUUAAAAUCUGACGCAGACUACGCUGCUGUACGUAUAAUACACAUUCCUUUAAUUUCACACAAGGUCUCUUAAAUUUCAUGAAUACAUAACCGUUUUAGAUGAUUUUCAGGUUUAUAGUCCAUAAUUCUAUGUUUGUGGAAUACACAGUGUGAAGAGGGGGAUAGAUAACUUCUUCUGUAUUCUAAUGAACAAGUGAUUAAAUGAUACUGUGGGGGAAUCAGAGAAAACCCAAGUGCUCUUUCUAUCGUGAUUCAAAGUUCUCUCAAAACUUUACUUUGGUAAGAAAUGUGUUUACGUGACAUCACGCUGUACUACUUUAAAACAGUAUGAGGAGCGGCUUAGACAUUUUCCUCUACCCUAUGAUGUCUCGUUGAGAUGUGGCCCAGAAAUGUGCCCAUUGAUGAGUAUAUAAUUAUAAUAGAGAGCAAUGCAAUAUAAGGAAUUGUCUAACAUGUAAAUACGUUUAUUGCAUAUUUUAUUUAUUUCAUUGUAUUAUUUUCUGUGCAUAGGGAAGUGCAUAUUGCUGCAAUUGUCAAAUUGUUGAAUGUGCAGGAUUUUUAAUAAAUUGUUGAAUAAAA
This is a messenger RNA of Toxotes jaculatrix (banded archerfish), 2681 nucleotides long. RefSeq names its product organic solute carrier partner 1b (gene oscp1b). Gene Ontology annotation, cellular component: cytoplasm; plasma membrane. The record is from RefSeq and is a predicted model, not a curated record. Bases 534 to 1718 code for a protein of 394 amino acids. Gene Ontology annotation, biological process: transport. NCBI's taxonomy places the organism in Eukaryota, Metazoa, Chordata, Actinopteri, Toxotidae. The transcript has 11 exons.